GCCAAAAUAAGUUUUGAAUUUUAAGUUUGAUAGCGUGGUAGAAUUUUAGUUUAAGUUCUAAGCUUUAGCAUAAUAGCCAUGUUUUAAGUUCUGCUUGGUCCGCAUGAAGGUCAACACAUGCUCAUUCAAUUCGUUACUUAUUCUAAAGGUUAAUUCGAUACAUGAAGUAUGGGUAAACGAAAGAAAAUUAUAAACGAUCAAAAAGCUGGUGUUGGAAGUAAACCUCAAAACACUGGUUCAAAACAACAUUAUUCUGUUGAUGAUUUACUCAAUCGUGUUAAUGAAUAUAUUGAAAGUUUUGAAUUUGAAUUAGCUGAAAAGUUUUGCAAAAAAGCUUUAGAUUUAGAACCACAAAAUAUAUCUGCUUUAGUAACAUUUGGAAACAUAUGCGCAGAACUUGGUGAUCUUGAUAAUGCAAAAACUCAUUUUUCUAAAGCUGUGGAGUUAGAUCCUUUAAAUGGGCAUGUCAAAUAUCUAUAUCUGGGUCAACUGAGUGAAGGUAAUGAGGCUGUUGAAAACUAUAAGAAAGCCAUUCUAAUAAUGAAAUCAGAGAUAGAAAACCAAAAAAAUAAUGCCUCUAAUAAUAUAAUUACAAAUAAAGAUUUAUCAAGUGUGUACUGUUCUUUAGCUGAAAUAUACAUGACUGACUGUUGCUUGGAAAGUGAUGCAGAGACUUUGUGUGAAGGGUAUUGCAAACUAGCAAUAGAAUGUGAUAGUGGCAAUAUAGAUGCUUUAUUAGCUAUGAGUAAUUUUCUUCUGAGCAAGGAAAAUAUAGUUGAAGCCGAAAGUUAUAUAAAAAGUGCUUAUACACUUUGGAAAAAACUAUCUGAAGAAGGAUAUGAGAAUAUACCAGACACAAUUUCUUAUGAAUCAAGAAUUUCGCUUAUUAAAUUAUUGAUUGAAGUUGCUUCAUAUGAAAGUGUUUCAAAUAUUACUGAUCAGCUUGUUGAAGAAAAUGAAGAUGAUUUAAGAAUUUGGUAUUACAUAGGUUUGUCUAAAUUUUUGCUUAAAGAUGGUGACAAUCCUCGAUUUUACUUGGAAAAAGCAUUAGAACUUAUAACAAAAACUGGUACAGAAGAAGAUACAGAUAUAAAAAAUCACAUUCUAGAAAUGCUAGAAGAUUGUCCUUUAGAAGAAUUAGACCCAGUAGAUACUUUACAGGAAGAAGAUUUAGCUAGUGAUGAAGAAAAUGAAAUACAAAUGGAGAUGUAAAUAUUUUAAACAUGUGGUAAUAAUUUUAAAUGAAAAAUUAUAUUUGUUUAA
Hydra vulgaris (swiftwater hydra) is the source of this 1263-nucleotide messenger RNA. RefSeq lists its product as uncharacterized. Gene Ontology annotation, biological process: cell division. The record is from RefSeq and is a predicted model, not a curated record. Gene Ontology annotation, molecular function: protein binding. NCBI's taxonomy places the organism in Eukaryota, Metazoa, Cnidaria, Hydrozoa, Anthoathecata, Hydridae.